This is a messenger RNA of Leptinotarsa decemlineata (Colorado potato beetle), 1714 nucleotides long. Its product is annotated as cytosolic non-specific dipeptidase. Gene Ontology annotation, molecular function: peptidase activity. NCBI's taxonomy places the organism in Eukaryota, Metazoa, Arthropoda, Insecta, Coleoptera, Chrysomelidae. The record is from RefSeq and is a predicted model, not a curated record. Gene Ontology annotation, biological process: proteolysis.
UAAUUACUAUACUGAAAUGUCAGUUGAACUAUUAGUUGUCACAUUUUUUUACGUUUUUACUUUCUUCUACACCGAUUAUCUGGUCAACUUUCCAUACUUACACGAAACUUUUGAAAUCUAAGAAAAACAUGGUGUACCCCCAUUCUUACAGAACAGAGCACAGCGAGACAAAAACCACGAACUCUGUUUACGGGGAAUACUACGAAGCUAUGAAAAGCAAAAAAAUCAAAAUCCAGCCCGCUCUCUUAACUAUACUGCAAUUCAUCGAUUCCAACAGGAUCGGCUUCAUCGACGACCUGAAAGAAGCCGUCCAAAUAAAGUCAGUUACUUCAAAGCUAGAGUACAGAAACGAAGUGAAGAAGAUGAUAAAGUUCACAGAAAGUUGGUUGAAAAAACUCGACAUGAAAUACGAAUGCUUCAAUAUCGGGUUUUACGAGUUGGAUGGAGAGAAAGUUAGGUUACCUCCUGUUAUUCUAGCUUCUUUGGGAAAUGAUCCGAAGAAGAAGACCGUCUGCGCAUAUCUUCACUUAGACGUUCCAGACCCUUCGGACCAGCCGUGGGACACUGAUCCUUGGACGUUGACGAACAUCAAAAACGUUUUCUAUGGAAGUGGAGCUGCUUGUGGUAAGGGCCCUCUGAUGGCGUGGUUCCACGUCAUCCAGGCUUUCAAAGACUCCAAUAUGACUCUGCCCGUCAACUUAAAGGUCGUCAUCGAGUCUAUGAACCAUCAGAACUCUCAGGGUUUCGCCGAUUUUGUCGCCACCAGGAGCCAAGAUUUUUUCAACACUGUGGACUAUGUGGUGGAAUGUGAUUCGGAAUGGUUGGGUGACAAGUAUCCCUGUAUAAUUUAUGGCACGGUUGGAAUUUUGCAUUUUCAAGUCACAAUCGAGAAAAGUGAGAAUUCCAAAACAGAAAUUAAGGAUGAUAUGGAGAACAUAUUCAAAGCUUUGGUUAACGAGGAGGGUACCCUCAAAAUAAAAGGUUUCUAUGAUUAUGUCGAGCAGAUUACUCCAGAUGAGGAAAAAAUUUACGAAAACAUCCAGGAAUUCGAUCCUGCUGAGAUACGAGAGUCUCUGCCUCCUCACAAAAGAUCUUGGGACAAAGUAAAACUCCUCAUGAGUUUCUGGAGACUUCCGUCAAUAUAUGUAGACGAUAUCGAGGAAUGCAUCUGCGAUAAAAAAGACUUUUUGAUAAUCAAGAGGAAUUUCAUCAUCAAAAUCGUCCCCAAGCAAGUGUGCGAUAGAGUCGACAAGCUCACCAGACAACACAUCCAAAAUUCUGCCAAAAAACUGAACAUCGAAAACAAAGUAACGUGUAAGUUGGUCGCGUCGACUAGACCAUGGUAUGAAAAUUAUAGAUCGCCAAGCUUUGCGGCUGCUAGAAAAGCUUUCAUACAGAUAUACAAAGAAGAUCCGAACUUGAUACGCGAGGACCGCGGAAGAGAAACUGCGACAAUAUUUGAUAACGUCCUUGAAAAGAAUAUGAUUAUCCUUCCAUUGUGCUCCAAAGGAACUAAUUCUGGAGAAGCUAACGAGCAUAUUUCCAGCAGAAAUUACUUCGAAGGGACCAAAGUUAUUGCUGCCUACUUGUUCCAGAUAGCUCAAACGAGAGAGGAGUAGAAGAGAUUCAAACCCAGGGAUUUAUUUAUAGAUUUAUCAGUUAUAGAUAUAAAGGAACAAUAUGUGUAAUUUAUAUUUUUUUAAAUGUUUAUUUU